AUGCGGGUCGCGAAUGACUUCACGCUCUGUCAUGGCUGCGUGAGACAUAAACAUGCCAGUGGUUCGGUAAUUCAGAGCAUUAAACUAGUGUGAUGAUUAAAGCAGCCGCCAUAGCCAAUCAUUUUGCCUUGAGGUCCGCCAUAUGAAAUCGGCUGGUCGGUGUUUAGUGCGGAAGGUGAAGUGAUAGCUGUGUUGUAGAUCACAGGAAGGAUGACUGAAGCCGUGCUGGAGCAUCACGGCGGCUCACAGAGUUCCUGUAAGACAGGCUCCAAAUCCUGGCAGUACAGUGAUCUGAUGGAAAAGGUGGAUGGGUAUUUGAUGAAGUACACCAAUCUUGUUACAGGAUGGCAGUAUCGAUAUUUUGUGCUCAACAAUGAGGCAGGGCUGCUGGAAUAUUUUGUGAAUGAGCAGUCAAGAAAUCAGAAGCCCAGGGGUUCGCUGCCAUUAGCCGGAGCGGUGAUUUCCCCCAGCGAUGAGGAUUCACACACCUUCACUGUCAAUGCCAUCAGCGGAGAGCAAUACAAACUUAGAGCCUCAGAUGCAAAGGAGCGACAGCACUGGGUCAGCCGACUGCAGAUCUGUGCGCAGCACCACACAGAGGCGAUGGGCAAACAAUUAUCCAUAAUCCCACAGACAAACCCACCGCUCCAGACUCGCAGUCUCUCCAUGGCGUCUCAGGGCAGUGGCAGCUCUCCAGGAUCUCAACACAGGAUAAACCAGAACUCAAACGCCCUGUUGGGCCUGUCCCAACUGCAGCGUGGCUCAUCUCUUUACUCCAGCAGGAAGUCGCUGCUGCCUGAUCACUUGCUGGAGGCCAGAGAGAUGAUGAGCCAGGCUCAGGGCCAGCACAGAGACCUGAUCCAGAGUAUUGAGGGUCUGCCCUCCUCCCAGGGUCCCUCUCCCUUGGACCAAGACUUGCUGCUGCUGAAAGCUACUUCUUUGGCCACCAUGACCUGCCUCAGCGACUGCCUGCAUAUCCUGCAGCUCCAACAAGUGGCUCGGCAGAAAAUUCCUCUCAGUGGCCCUACACUCGAGUGGCUGGAGCCAAAACUUCCAGACAUCCUGAAGAAUGGAGGGACGCUACCCAGCAUCACCAAAGAUGAUGGCAAAACAGAGGGAACCAUUCUGGAACCUUUAGAAAUGGACUCCUGUGAUAUCGCUGGAGAGCAGGAGGAGAUUGAUGCCACACAGGAGGUAGAUGAUUCAACUCCGGCCGAGGAGGAGGAGCUGGGUGCUGUCGAAGAGGAGCGCAGCGUCAUUCUGCACCUCCUCUCUCAGCUCAAACUGGGCAUGGACCUCACCAGGGUGGUCCUGCCUACCUUCAUUCUGGAGAAGCGCUCCUUGUUGGAAAUGUAUGCAGACUUCAUGUCCCAUCCAGACCUUUUCGUGGCCAUCACCGAUGGCUCCAGCCCGAUGGACCGUAUGGUCCGAUUUGUGGAGUAUUACCUCACUUCCUUCCAUGAAGGUCGCAAAGGUGUAAUUGCCAAGAAGCCCUACAACCCCAUCAUUGGAGAGACCUUCCACUGCUCUUGGAAAGUACCCAAAGUGACAACGCCUCCGUCAGCAGACCCAAAAGAAGGGACCUCGUGUGCAUCAGACUGCUACAAUGUCCGCUUUGUGGCUGAGCAGGUUUCCCAUCAUCCACCUGUGUCGGGCUUCUAUGCAGAAUGCCAGGAGAGACAGAUGUGUGUCAACACCCACGUGUGGACCAAGAGCAAGUUCAUGGGCAUGUCCAUUGGUGUCUCUAUGAUUGGAGAAGGUAAUCUACACCUAUUGGAGCACGGUGAGGAAUACACCUUCAGUCUGCCCUCUGCUUACGCCCGCUCUAUCCUCACUGUGCCCUGGGUGGAACUGGGAGGAAAGGUCAAUGUCAACUGUGCCAAGACAGGCUACUCUGCAGUCAUCACCUUCCAGACAAAGCCUUUCUAUGGGGGCAAGCUGCACAGAGUGAAUGCAGAGGUCAAACACAACCCCACCAACUCCGUGGUGUGCCGUGUGCAGGGCGAGUGGAACGGCGUGCUGGAGUUUACCUACACCAGCGGGGAGACGCGUGUCGUAGACAUUACCAAACUCCCCGUCACCACAAAAAGAGUACGGCCCAAUGAGCUGCAAGGACCCUACGAGUCUAGGCGACUGUGGCAGCAUGUGACGGAGUCUCUCAAGGAAAGAGAUAUGGAUAAAGCCACGGAACACAAGCGCUUCCUGGAAGAAAGGCAGAGGAAGGAGGAAAGGCAUCGCGCAGAGACACAGACAGCAUGGAGGACCAAAUACUUUGAGCGCAAAGGUGAAGGCUGGGUGUAUUACCAAGCACUGUGGAAAAUGGCAGCCCAUAGCUCUUCCCCAGUGUCCACUCCACAAAACCCAUGACCUCUGACCUUUUUAAGACCUGAGUCCAGGCAUUGUACAGCCUCCUGCUGCAGUAAACCUCUGCUCCGGUGUUCCCUCUCUCACAGAUGAAGACAUACACUCUCCUUUGUAUGAUUCUGAUAUGAUUGUAUGACUCUGAUGUUCAUAUUUUGCAUCCUUCGGUGGUAAGAUUUUUGUAGAACUACACAGUGAAUGAUUUCUUCAAUCCGCACACAGAUAUUGUUUGUUAAUGUUGCCUUAACGAGUGUCGUAUGUAACGAGGGCUGAGUACAGUGUGCCGGUUCUUAACGUGGGAUUGUGUUUGAGGUGAACUUCUUAAUCUAACCAUACUGUGGUGUACUGUUUUUAACCACGGUACGAUCAAAGUCGUUAUCACGAUUUAGAUGAUAUCAAAUGAAAUGCAGGAUUAGGGGAGCUCGUUCAGUAAGGUGGAGUUGAAAAGGACAGGCGUCUAGUUGCGUUGAUAACUGGCAAGAUGUGAGUUGUUAUUGCUUAGCCAGAUGCAGCUGGAGUGUUGAUGAGAAAGAAACCGUUGGCUUGGCUUUCGUAUGAUGCUGUCUUUUUCUCGUUCUCGCUCUGGUAAAUAAAGCUUGCAGGCGCUAUACACAAAAUCUGGGCCGGAUGGAAGUGUUCGGGUUCAGGCCUGCUCUUCUGUUUCUGCUUGAUGUUCAGUGAACAAUUAUGUUGGCUUAAAGGGAUAGUUCACCCCCCAAAAAAAUUCUGUGAUCAUUUACUCACCCU
Messenger RNA from Sinocyclocheilus anshuiensis, 3108 nucleotides. RefSeq names its product oxysterol binding protein-like 11 (gene osbpl11). The record is from RefSeq and is a predicted model, not a curated record. The transcript is spliced from 13 exons. Gene Ontology annotation, cellular component: Golgi apparatus; membrane; cytosol. The coding region runs from base 211 to 2367 and encodes 718 amino acids. NCBI's taxonomy places the organism in Eukaryota, Metazoa, Chordata, Actinopteri, Cypriniformes, Cyprinidae. Gene Ontology annotation, molecular function: sterol binding.